This is a messenger RNA of Prosopis cineraria, 2541 nucleotides long. RefSeq names its product exocyst complex component EXO70B1-like. Gene Ontology annotation, molecular function: phosphatidylinositol-4,5-bisphosphate binding. Gene Ontology annotation, biological process: exocytosis. The transcript is spliced from 4 exons. Bases 202 to 2256 code for a protein of 684 amino acids. Lineage: Eukaryota; Viridiplantae; Streptophyta; Magnoliopsida; Fabales; Fabaceae. Gene Ontology annotation, cellular component: exocyst. The record is from RefSeq and is a predicted model, not a curated record.
ACUGAUCGAGCUAGAUAGCUAGUUUCCACUUUCCAUGAAAACUAAACAAUCAUGUAUUCUCUUUUCAUGGAAAUCAUUUUAUAAUUGAUCCAAGUUAAACCCACCAUGGUUGAGCCGCGUCAACCUUAUUCUUUCCCUCUUUUAACUCCUUGAGUUACUUGCCUUUUGCAUCACAUAAAAUCACACAACCUCGUCACAACAAUGUCCGAUAAUCGAAUCCUCAGUACAAAUCAUCAUCAGGUCGACUUCUGGAGAAUCCUGGGAUUCCUGUCGAGUAUCAUGGGGCUGUCAUCCUAUCUUCUGAGUUCAUCUUUCCAUUCUAUAUUCGCAGAGUGGAACACUUGGAAAAUUAUUCUGUAUAUCUCUGUGAGUCUGAUAAUCGCCUACAGUAUUUUGUUUGCCAAGACAUGGAAACUUCCCUAUCAGAAUCUCCUUUUCAGAUCUCACGUAGCAUUUCUGGUCUUGUUCCUGACUUCAGUUUACUCUUUCUUCUAUGACAAAUGCGUGAAGAAAAACCCAGAUGCGUUCAGUCUCAUUUCUAGUGGUUCAUUUGCUUUCAUGUCUUUGAGCUUGUCAUUUCAGAAGAUUCAACUUGGAUUCGAGGACGAUCUUCUCAAAAUUUUCCUGGGUUCUCUCGCUGUCCAACUCAUGAAGAUCAACUUGUGUUUGUCUGUGGUCGGAGCAGCUCUCUGUUAUUUCCCUAUUGUUCUAGCUCCUUCUUACUUGCAUUAUCGAUCAGAUCAUACAGUUAGUAGCAGUAUUACUAUAAAGAUUGAUACUUGUGCUUACGAUCUCAGAAAACGAUUGUGUUCGAUUCUGGGGAUUGAGAAUGACAGAGAAACUCCGGAGAGAUUCAUUUAUCCUUCAGAUUUUGAAUCCAAACUUAAAAACGCAAUCGCUUCUGGGUUUGUUAAAGAGAGCUACGAAGUUUUCAUCAUUUGGCGAAAACAGGUCUUACACGACAAGCUGCUGAUCAGUACGGCGGCGGCGUUUCAGAAGCUCGUGAUCAGCAUCGAGGAGGUUCAUCACAGGCUGCCAUUGAAAUAUCUCAAAGACGACAUAGAAGAAUGGGCGAAGGCUUGUAACGUUGUCCUUAAGACGUUGUUUCCUAAUGAACGACAUGCGUGUCAUGUCGUCUUCUCGGGACUCUCUCCUCUGGACUAUCUGUCUUUCACGGAGGUUUGUCAGGGGAUAACGACACAACUAUUGAAUUACGCCGGCGCCGUUUCGAGGACGACGCAGUCGCCGGAGCGUUUGUUCAGAAUCGUGGACGUUUUAGAGACAUUGGAGGAGAUUUUGCCCAACAUGGAGUCACUGUUCUGCAAUCAACAUUGUAAAUUUCUCUACGAUGAAGCCAUUACAGUGUGUAAGAGGUUGGAAGAAGCAAUCAGGGGCGUUUUCAUGGAGCUCGAGAAUCUGAUUCGUCAAGAUCCAGCAAAGGAGCUAGCAGUCGCCGGAGGUGGGCUUCAUCCGACAAACCGUUAUGUGAUGAAUUACCCGAGAGCUGCUUGUGAGCGCCGGAAAACACUCGAUAAAGUUUUCGACGACAACCAAGUUUCGUCCUCGUCGUCCUCUUCUUUAUCUAAGCAAAUAGUUCAGAUUGUGGAGUUGUUGGAAACUAAUCUGGAGAUUAACUCCAAGAUUUACAAUAACAACGACUCAGCUUUGUGCUCUUUCUUCAUGAUGAACAACGUUAGGUACAUAGUUCACGAGGCCAAAAAUAGUAACAUGGCAGACCUGUUAGGUGACGAGUGGAUGCAGGAAAAAGUGUUAAAAGUGAGACACUACCUUGUUAGUUACCAGAGAAGUUCAUGGGACAAAGUGCUUGAGCUGUUAAACAUUAUGGAUUAUUAUGACUCACAUAAUAUUGUCGAAUCCCAUCAUGCCAGAGAGAAGCUUGAGCUCUUUAAGUUGCAGUUUGAGGAGAUAUGUGAAAACCAGUCUUCAUGGGUUAUCUUUGAUGAUCAACUGAGAAAUGUCAUUACGAGUUCUUUGAAGAAAAUUAUGUUGCUUGCGUACGAGAAUUUCAUGAUCACGUUCCUAAAUGAUCAUGUCGAAACUGGAGAUUUUGGAGUCCAAGUUAUAGAGGGUCUUGUAAACAAGCUGUUUCUCGGAAAAAAUGAGCACACCGUAAAAUCCAAAAAUAUUCAACCAACAUGGACAGUGAUGUCACCGGGAACAAAAGAUUUUCAUGAAUGGAGGAAGUAUGGUGAGAAGACAACCCCCCAAUUUGACACACCCAAGAAAAUACUAUAGGUGCAUAUACAAGAAUGAUCAAGGUUGUGGAGCCAGAAAACAUGUCCAACAAAUACAAGAAAAUCCAAAGAUGUACAAGACUUGCUACUUUGGCUUCCAUACAUGCACUUUGCUUCUAAAGGCCAAUCCUCAACAUUGACGAUAUGAAAUGGAUCGUUUAAACUAUGAAUUUUGUGAAGUUUUUAAUUUCAUGAAGUUGCUAUUUAGGUUGUCGUCAUUAAAUUUGUUGGCUGGGAUGGUUUAAAUUGUGUCAUGUGACUGAAAUAAGAAAGUGUGUGCAUGAUU